Messenger RNA from Schistocerca serialis cubense, 1029 nucleotides. RefSeq lists its product as uncharacterized. The record is from RefSeq and is a predicted model, not a curated record. Lineage: Eukaryota; Metazoa; Arthropoda; Insecta; Orthoptera; Acrididae. The transcript has 2 exons. The coding region runs from base 1 to 1029 and encodes 342 amino acids.
AUGUGGUCCGCCUCCGAGGUGGACACUCCUCGAGAUCUUCACCGUGAACGAAUUGGCCACUCGUCAGCCACCCGUCACCCAUCAAUCACCCGUCACCCAUCACCCAUCCAUCCACCACCCAUCCAACAUCCAUCCACCACCCAUCCAACAUCCAUCCACCACCCAUCCAACAUCCAUCCACCAUCCACCCACCACCCAUCCACCACCCAUCCAACACCCAUCCACCACCCAUCCAACACCCAUCCACCACCCAUCCAACAUCCAUCCACCACCCAUCCAACAUCCAUCCACCACCCAUCCAACAUCCAUCCACCACCCAUCCAACAUCCAUCCACCACCCAUCCAACAUCCAUCCACCACCCAUCCAACAUCCAUCCAUCACCCAUCAUCCAUCCAUCACCCAUCACUCAUACAUCAGCCAUCACUCAUCCAUCAGCCAUCACUCAUCCAUCAGCCAUCACUCAUCCAUCAGCCAUCACUCAUCCAUCAGCCAUCACUCAUCCAUCACCCAUCACUCAUCCAUCACCCAUCACUCAUCCAUCACCCAUCACUCAUCCAUCACCCAUCACUCAUCCAUCACCCAUCACUCAUCCAUCACCCAUCACUCAUCCAUCACCCAUCACUCAUCCAUCACCCAUCACUCAUCCAUCACCCAUCACUCAUCCAUCACCCAUCACUCAUCCAUCACCCAUCACUCAUCCAUCACCCAUCACUCAUCCAUCACCCAUCACUCAUCCAUCACCCAUCACUCAUCCAUCACCCAUCACUCAUCCAUCACCCAUCAUCCAUCCAUCACCCAUCAUCCAUCCAUCACCCAUCAUCCAUCCAUCAUCCAUCCAUGACCCAUCAUCCAUCCAUGACCCAUCAUCCAUCCAUGACCCAUCAUCCAUCCAUGACCCAUCAUCCAUCCAUGACCCAUCAUCCAUCUAUGACCCAUCAUCCAUCCAUGACCCAUCAUCCAUCCAUGACCCAUCAUCCAUCCAUGACCCAUCAUCCAUCCAUCACCAUCACCCAUCAUCAUCAUCCUGA